Plenodomus lingam JN3 is the source of this 252-nucleotide messenger RNA. NCBI's taxonomy places the organism in Eukaryota, Fungi, Ascomycota, Dothideomycetes, Pleosporales, Leptosphaeriaceae. The record is from RefSeq and is a predicted model, not a curated record.
AUGAGGCAGCUUCUCGCAACCGCAUUUGAGUCUUUUGACUCAAUCCGGCGCACACGCACACAAUGGCUUGUAAAUCGCAGCAAUCGCGUUUGCGACCUCUAUCACCAACAGGAGUGGGGUGGUCCGAUGCGUCAAGUCAAAGCGGAGACUUGUUUUGAAGGAAUCCGGGAUCGGUCGUACAAGAUUUGGCAUUUUGAUGUCGAGGAUAUGGUCGGCCAGAGUAAGAGGGCGUUUGAAAUGAAGGUUUUUUGA